AUGGUAUGGAAGAAUGUUAAGAACUUAAAAAGAAAGUGGAUGAAAAAAUUCUCAAUAUUAAGGAAGAGAUGCUAAAAGUAUUGGAAAAUUAGCAAAAGCAGAUAUAUGGUUUCAUAAAUAAGUAAUCCAUGUAGUAAAAACCAAUUAGGAUAAAGAUACUAAUAAAUGCAAGACUCAAAUCCUUCACUUGAUAUACUAAUCUAUUAUGCUACAUUUUCAAAUAAAAAAUUAUAGAAAAAUCUAAGUUUGACAAUACUAUUGAUGAAGAAAAUAAUUAGUGAUAUUAUUGAUGACUUUAAUGAGAAAGUUAUUGAAUAUCUUGUGAUUCCUGAUAUUAAUGACGAUAGUAAAGCUACUCAUAAUGAACAUUCUCAAGCUGACAGAGUAGAGGAAUAUAACAAUUUAAAAUAACAAUAAAAAAUGAAAUAAAAGGUGUAAUAAAAUGAAAUAAUGAAUGUUAAUUAAAGCGCUCAAAAAUUGGUAGAUAAUUUAAUACAACAGUUAAAAGUUGAGCAAAAAGAACAAUACUUGAAAUAUGUUGUAACAAUCAAACANGGAAAAUAUUGGUUCAAUAAAUAAAAUAUCUGA
Messenger RNA from Paramecium octaurelia, 588 nucleotides. NCBI's taxonomy places the organism in Eukaryota, Ciliophora, Oligohymenophorea, Peniculida, Parameciidae. The record is from the annotation of a GenBank genome assembly.